Molecule: messenger RNA, 1188 nt
Organism: Cordyceps militaris CM01
Lineage: Eukaryota; Fungi; Ascomycota; Sordariomycetes; Hypocreales; Cordycipitaceae
Product: beta-lactamase
Exons: 1
Coding region: 1-1188 (395 amino acids)
Source: RefSeq, a predicted model, not a curated record
AUGGCACAGGUUCAGGGCACCAACGACGACCGCUUUGCGGAGCUUCGCAACAUCUUCCAGCAGCGCCUCGACUCGGGCGACGACCUGGGCGCCUCCAUCACGGUCAACAUUGACGGCAAGACCGUCGUCGACCUCUGGGGCGGCCACACCAGCACCGAGCGCACCGAGCCGUGGCAAGAGGACACGAUUGUCAACGUGUGGUCCUCGAGCAAGACCAUCAUCUCCCUUGCCAUCCUCAUGCUCGUCGACCGCGGGCUGCUCGACGUGCACGAAAACGUCGCCGCCUACUGGCCCGAGUUCGCCGCCAACGGCAAGGCGCACGUCAAGGUGCGCCACCUGCUCUCGCACACGUCGGGCGUGAGCGGCUGGGAGGCGCCGCUGGCGCGCGACGACCUGUACGACCGCGAAAAGGCGACGCGGCUGCUCGCCGCGCAGGCGCCCUGGUGGGAGCCCGGCACCGCCUCGGGCUACCACAGCCUGACCAUGGGCUUCCUGCUCGGCGAGCUCGUCGUGCGCGUCACCGGCGGCCAGACGAUGCGGCAGUUCAUCGCCGCCGAGAUUGCCGGCCCGCUCAACGUCGACUUCCAGCUCGGCGCCGCCGAGCACGACUGGCCGCGCGUGGCCACGCUCGACACGGGCGGCCGCGGCAGCAUGGCGCUGCCGCCGGGCGCGCCUGAAAUCACGGCCAAGACGCUGCUCAACCCGGCGCCCGACGCCAGCAGCGCCAUGUCCGCCGGCUGGCGCCGCGCCGAGAUUGGCGCCGCCAACGGGCACAGCAACGCCCGCGCCCUCGCCAAGAUCAUGUCGGCGAUUGCGCUCGGCGGCGAGGUCGACGGCGUGCGCCUGCUGUCGCCCAAGACCAUCGACCUCAUCUUUGAGCAGCAGUCGCACGGCGUCGACAUGGUGCUCCACAGGAACGUCCAGUUCGGCAUCGGCUACGGCAUCUGCCUCGCCGGCGACUCGGCCGUCAACGAGAUCCUGCCGCGCGGCCGCAUCUGCUACUGGAGCGGCUGGGGCGGCUCCAUGGUCGCUGCCGAUACCGAGCGCCGCAUGACGUUUUCGUACACCAUGAAUAAGAUGUGGAUCAACGCCGGCACGAUAGGUAACCCCAACACGCUCGCCUACGGCCGCGCUGUGUAUGCAGCCCUCGGCGUCAAGGUCGAGGGCAAGCAGGCGGGAGCGCCUUGA